AAAUGAUGCAGUUGUGAUUUCUGGAAGGAAGCUGGCCCGGCAGAUCAGGCAGGAAGCCCGUCACGAGGUUGACCAGUGGGUAGCAGCUGGAAACAAGAGGCCUCACCUCAGCGUUGUUCUUGUGGGUGAAAAUCCAGCGAGUCACUCCUACGUGCUGAACAAAACCAAAGCAGCUGCUGAUGUUGAACAUAUUGAUGAGCACAAGAUUUGUAAACUGACUCCAGACAAAGAUGUUGAUGGCUUUCAUGUGAUAAACGUGGGGCGCAUGUGCCUUGACCAGUACUCCAUGCUGCCAGCUACCCCCUGGGGGGUGUGGGAGAUCAUUAAGAGAACUGGCAUCCCAACACUGGGGAAGAACGUGGUGGUGGCUGGCAGGUCAAAGAAUGUGGGCAUGCCCAUCGCCAUGUUGCUGCAUACGGACGGCAGGCACGAGCGCCCGGGAGGGGAUGCCACAGUCACAAUAUCCCACCGCUACACUCCCAAGGAGCAGCUGAAGCAACACACGAUCCGUGCUGAUAUUGUGGUAGCAGCAGCAGGCAUACCCAAUCUGAUCACAGCUGAUAUGAUCAAAGAAGGAGCUGCAGUGAUUGAUGUGGGGAUAACGAGAGUGCAGGAUCCUGUCACUGCCAAACCGAGGCUGGUUGGGGAUGUGGAUUUUGAAGAGGUGAAGAAGAAAGCCAGCUACAUCACUCCGGUCCCUGGGGGAGUUGGGCCUGUGACAGUUGCCAUGCUGAUGAAGAACACCAUCAUUGCUGCCAAGAAGCUGUUGAAGCCUGAAGAGCUGGAAGCAUUAACCGCUUAACGUGGGACUCUCUCUAGCACUGAAAACAACAUUCCAAACUGACUCCCAAACAGGCCGAUAGAAAAUGCAAUAUUUUUAUUUAUUGUGUUGGAAGUGGAGUUUCCUGUUCUGAGGACGUAGAUAUUUAUUGGAAGCUGAAGCAUAUGCACAGUAGUCGUACUAAGGUGUAAGCAUCUACACUCCUGGCCUACUCAUGCUAGCAAAGCUGCUUUAUGUUUAAGCUAGGA
Nipponia nippon (crested ibis) is the source of this 1029-nucleotide messenger RNA. Lineage: Eukaryota; Metazoa; Chordata; Aves; Pelecaniformes; Threskiornithidae. The record is from RefSeq and is a predicted model, not a curated record.